Exaiptasia diaphana is the source of this 2326-nucleotide messenger RNA. RefSeq names its product gastrula zinc finger protein XlCGF57.1. The record is from RefSeq and is a predicted model, not a curated record. The transcript is spliced from 3 exons. Bases 125 to 1981 code for a protein of 618 amino acids. NCBI's taxonomy places the organism in Eukaryota, Metazoa, Cnidaria, Anthozoa, Actiniaria, Aiptasiidae.
UUUAGGCGCAAGUUCAUACAAGUUAAUAUAAGUGAAUACAAGUCAACUGCCUUCUCUCUAUAACUUUAUUAGAAAUACUACAGACAUCCGGGUCAUCAAACACUUGCAUUAUUCUAAGCUUGAAAUGGACAAUAACUGGAUCAAAUACAAGUGUAAGUCUGGUCAGACUUUGUUUAUCUACAACAAAGUGACAGGAGAACACAAGUGGCCUACUGAUGAUUCAACAGAAGAAAACUGUGUCAUGAUUGGUGAGCCAGUUGUGUACAAAGACAUGUGUAGUACUGCCACACAGACAGAUGAUAAUGGCUGUAAUAAUGGCUGUACUUCUAUSUACAUCAACCUAGAUCAUUCAACCAACGACACAGAAACAUCGCCACAGCACUACAGUGAAAGAGAAGGAUUGGAUAUUGAACAUGGUGUACAUGCAGAUAAUAGACUUGGUGCUGGAGAUAGAGAAGUGGCAARCAUGUUCAUGGAUGAAAUUGAUGCAAUGUUGAAAGUGCUUGAAGAAACAAAUGUCAAUGUAGACAACAGCAAAACWACAGAUUCUUCUGUUGAAAAUAAAGGCAUUGGUGUAGAUAAGGAAAGCGAACUUCAAGAGCAAGAAGGAAAUGACAUCAAUCAAUCACUAGAUAUCAUACUGGCAAGUGACGAUAAUCAAGCAACAGUUUCUCCUCUCGGCAAGUCAGUUGGGUCUAAGGCAAAAUGUUUUCACUGUCCUAACUGUAAGAAAACCCUCAAAACAAAAUCUGAAUUGAAAGUUCAUUUACGCACCCAUACUGGAGAGAAGCCAUUUGAAUGUUCUUACUGUAAAAAGAAAUUCAAAUACAAGUCACAGUUGGUUGAUCACACAAGAACUCAUACUGGAGAGAAGCCAUUUGAAUGUUCUUACUGCAAAAAGAAAUUCAGAUACAAGUCACUGUUGGUUUAUCACACAAGAACUCAUACUGGAGAGAAGCCAUUUGAGUGUUCUUACUGCAAAAAGAAAUUCACACAAAGGUCACUGUUGGUUUAUCACACAAGAACUCAUACUGGAGAGAAGCCAUUUGAAUGUUCUUACUGCAAAAAGAAAUUCACACAAAGUUCACAAUUGAUUAAACACACAAGAAUCCAUACUGGAGAGAGGCCAUUUGAAUGUUCUUACUGUGUUAAAAAGUUCAAAGUAAAGUCUCAAUUAACAAAACAUAUAAAAACCCACACYGGAGAGAAACCAUUCGAAUGUUCUUWCUGCAAAAAAACAUUUAGAGAAAAUAUAACUUUAAAGUAUCACCUUAGACUUCACACUGGAGAAAAGCCAUUUGAAUGCUCUUACUGCGAAAGGAAAUUUGUUCAAAAGAUAAAUCUUAUUAUUCACACAAGAACCCACACUGGUGAGAAGCCAUUUGAAUGUUGUUAYUGCAAAAAGAAAUUUGCUGAGAAGAAUACCUUGAAAGAUCACUUAAAAACYCACACUGGAGAGAAACCAUUUGAAUGUCAUUACUGCAAAAGGAGGUUUUCACUGAAGAUGAAUCUAAAGAAUCACAUAACAUCCAAGCACACWGGAGAGAAACCAUUUGAAUGUUCUUACUGCAAGAAAGUAUUUGCAGUAAGGAGGUAUUUGACUGAGCAUCUAAAAACACACACUGGAGAAGAGCGCUUUGAGUGUUCUUACUGCAAAAUGAAGUUUGUACGAAAGAGUCAUUUUUUGUGUCACCUAAGAAUCCAUACUGGGGAGAAGCCUUAUGAAUGUUCCUACUGCGAGAARAAAUAYGCAAUAAAGAGUGAUUUGAAUCGUCAUUUAACCAUCCACACCGGAGAGAARCCAUUYGAAUGUUCCUACUGCAAAAAGAAAUAUAGACUAAAGAGGACCUUGGUGGACCAUUUAAGAMUUCACACUGGAGAGAAACCAUUUGAAUGUACCUUCUGUAAAAUAAAAUUUACUCAUAGGAAUUCAUUUAAGAGUCACCUAAAAAUACAUGCUGAAGGGGAGCCCUCUGGAUGAACCUACAUUGAAUUUGGGCAAAAGUGCAUUUUUAAUUACAAUUAUUUGGCUUAAAAAUAGAAAUGAUUAGUACAUGACUGUACAGUAAUAGCAAAGAGGCAAGAUUUGCUGUUACUCUGAGUUUCAUGCUUCUUGCCUCUUAUAGUUAUAAAAAAGAAAACUAAAAAAUCAUUGUUUAAUAAGUCAAUAAAUAAAAAAGACGAGAGAAAACUAAAAUUGUGCUUUAGGAUGCAGAUUUUAGUUUAAGACCAUUUAUUCAUUCCAAUGCAAGUUGUAGACUUUUCUUAUUAGCUAUCUUUUUACUAUCGUGCAAUGAAAUAAAAGUCUUUUGCUCAUCAAUAUUAA